GGAAUCCGCCGAUCGGUCCAGCUCGAGCUCCGCCGAUUCAAACUCAAAAAAGAUAUAAUAUUAAACGUUUUUUGGACAGUUUAAGGGACGCGUAGCACCGAUGGAAGAGUCUGCAGCUCCCAGGAGGCCCCACGCGGCCGCAGGUGCCGAGGCAGGUGCUGAGGGGGGGGAGGGUGUGUCUUUCCCCCCCCUUCCCGAGUUUGAGGCUUCUGGAGCCUCUGCGGUGGUUAGUUCAGCCUCUGUGCAACAGGCAUCGGGCCUGGCACCCUUUCUUGUGGUUCCUGUGCUUGAAAACCGUCGCACGGCGAGUUCUCGGCUGGCUCCAGCCGAAGGGGGCGGAGCCUGGUCUCGUUCUGAGCGCAACAGCGGCAACUGGACAAAGCAAAUCCUCUGCAGGUAUUAUCUGCAUGGGCAGUGCAAGGAGGGCGAUAACUGUCGCUAUUCUCAUGACUUCUCUGGGCGGCGGAAAGCUAGGGGGGGCCAAGAUUCUCAGCCUCGGGCCUCUGCAGAUAGAGGGCCCAAGAUGGCCACUGAGUGGGAGCCCCCGACUCAGGAAGUGGCGGAAGCCCCCCCUACUGCAUCCUUCAGCUUUUUGCCUCUCAUUGGCUCAGCUGCUGAAAGGGGCUUCCCUGAAGCUGAGAUUGACAGUGCAGGCAUUGGCUCAGCUGCUGAAAGGGGCUUCACUGAAGCAGAGAUUGACAAUGCAGGCCUAGCAGCAGCUGCUACGGGAGGAGCGGGUGCGGAAGGCUGGGAGGGGGCAAUUGAGUUUGUUCCUGGACAGCCCUACCGAGGUCGCAUGGUCCCCCCGCAUGGUCCCGAGGCUCCUCUGCCGAGACCCCGGGCUCCUCUGCCGAGACGCCAGGCUCCUCUGCCGAGACGCCAGGCUCCUCUGCCGAGCCCGCAGGCUCCUCUGCCGAGCCCCCAGGCUCCUCUGCCGAGCCCCCAGGCUCCUCUGCCGAGCCCCCAGGCUCCUCUGCCGAGCCCCCAGGCUCCUCUGCCGAGCCCCCAGGCUCCUCUGCCGAGCCCGGCAAUUGAGAGAGAGCACAGGGCUAGGAGGAGCCCGCCAAUUGACAGAGAGCACAUGGUUAUGGGCAGGGGGAUGCUGCUGCCGCUUUGCCGCUUUGCUGCCCGGGGAGAAUGCCUCCGUGGGGAGCGCUGUGCAUACCCCCAUGGAGAAAUGUGCGACAUGUGCGGGGAGCAGGCCUUGCACCCUUGGGAUGCGGCCCAGCGGGAAGUGCAUAGAAGGGCCUGCAUUGAAGCCCAUGAGAGAGAUAUGGAGCUCUCCUUUGCUGUGCAGCGCAGCAUGGACAAAGUGUGUGGCAUCUGCAUGGAGGUUGUCUAUGAGAAAGCCGACCCCAGAGAACGCCGCUUUGGCAUCCUUUUCAGCUGCAACCACACCUUCUGUCUUAGGUGUAUCCGCAGGUGGAGAAGUGCCACACAGUUUGAGAACAGGAUCAGUAAGUCCUGCCCACAGUGCAGGGUCUCCUCUGGCUUUGUCAUUCCUAGUGAGUUCUGGGUGGAAGAGGAAGAGGAGAAGGAGAAACUUGUUCGGCAAUAUAAGGAGGGAAUGAGCCACAAAGCCUGCAGGUAUUUUGCUGGAGGCCUAGGUCACUGCCCAUUUGGAGAAUUCUGUUUUUACAAGCAUGAAUAUCCCGAGGGCUGGUUUGAGCAUUUUCCGAGGCCAGAUGGUGGUGGACCAUCAAACGCAUACUGGCAUCAAGUUUUGGAGCCCGUGCACUUGCGAGAGGGAAAAGUGCUGUUUAAAAGCCGUAAAAAGGAGCUUUCUGUACUUCGCCUUGCCAAUCAGUUGCUUAAGAAGUUGCUUUGCCUGAGAGGCAGUUUUUCCUUCACUGAUGACCGCUGGCUCUUUCUUCAGUACCAGCUGGAAGAAUAUUUCAAUUUGAAUCUGUAGUAUCAUGCUGUGGCAUGUGGUCUAGUCUGCUAAGGCUCUGUUGUCUGCUGUUGCUUAUUUCCCUUUACUGAAUGACAAACCUAUUGCUUUCAAAGGCUGUUGUGGCAAUCUUUAUGCAGUAUUGCUGUUUUCUUCUCUAUUUCCCAUUUCUUCUCACUAGGAUUGUGAUGUUUCUCUGUGUUGCAAAAUAACAAGAAAUCUUAAAAGUAUUGUUUGGUGGAAUUAAUAUUUCUGUCAGCUGAUGACUUGUGGUGUUUUCCCAACAGGAUUCAAUCACUUCUAGUCUAGUGUUUACAGUUUCUCAUUGUGAAGUCCCUUAAGAGUAAAUGUGACAAGGUGACAAAAGUCUUUAACUGAAUUAUGAGCUUUUGCUAUAUAGCCUUAAAAAAAAAAAUGGACCCUUACAGGGCCUUGCAGCUGCUGUCUGUGUUUGUUUACAUGUCUGUUUCUUCCCUUCUCUUUCAAGUGCACUUGUUAACUUGUGGUUGCUUUGUGGUUCUGUUUUACUUGACCAAAAUGAGGUGCAUAUGUUUACAUGUUUUUAUCCUGUUUGGCUUGAUGUGAAAUUAUUUAUAUUUGGAAAUAUAUAUUUAAGAGUGAUAUAUAUAUGCGUAUAUGUAUACAAAGAUGUACUUGAAAACGUUGGAAACAAAUACCCACUAUAGUAUAUAUGUUUGAAGUAAUGAAAUAAAUGCAGACUGAAAGCCUAAUGUUAAAGUCUAGAUGUAUGGACUGUGUGUGAAUUGUGUGGAUAAUUUCUCUGCCCCUGUACUGAUGUCAGUGAUCAGUAUCUAAUAAAAAUGACUGCUAUGUG
Peromyscus leucopus (white-footed mouse) is the source of this 2726-nucleotide messenger RNA. RefSeq names its product makorin ring finger protein 3 (gene Mkrn3). Gene Ontology annotation, molecular function: metal ion binding; ubiquitin protein ligase activity. NCBI's taxonomy places the organism in Eukaryota, Metazoa, Chordata, Mammalia, Rodentia, Cricetidae. The coding region runs from base 101 to 1912 and encodes 603 amino acids. The transcript has a single exon. Gene Ontology annotation, biological process: protein polyubiquitination. The record is from RefSeq and is a predicted model, not a curated record.